Penicillium macrosclerotiorum is the source of this 1332-nucleotide messenger RNA. RefSeq names its product aminotransferase, class III. The record is from RefSeq and is a predicted model, not a curated record. Lineage: Eukaryota; Fungi; Ascomycota; Eurotiomycetes; Eurotiales; Aspergillaceae. The coding region runs from base 1 to 1332 and encodes 443 amino acids. The transcript is spliced from 5 exons. Gene Ontology annotation, cellular component: cytosol. Gene Ontology annotation, molecular function: transaminase activity; pyridoxal phosphate binding.
AUGACUUCGACUAGCAGCUCUCCUCCCGUCAUGGCCAGCGCGGUGCUACAUCGGGACACCCAUUUUUUCCCAAUGAAAGCCAUUGGUGGCAAAGGAAGUUAUAUCUUUCUCGAAGACGGCACAAAGUUUCUCGACUCCACCGGCGGUGCAGCAGUGUCAUGUCUAGGACAUGGCAAUGAGCGUAUCACCGAUGCCAUUAAAGACCAGAUGAAUCAGAUAUCAUAUUGUCACUCUGCAUUCUUCGGAACUCAGGUAACAGAGGAUUUAGCCAGCUUUCUGACAGAGUCUACUGGGGGGAAACUCUCGAAACUUUUUGUUGUCAGCUCAGUUGGCUCGUCAAUUUUUUUGGAGCUCCCCACCCCUCAGCCGCAAAGGACGCGAUUCAUCGCUCGGCUGCCGUCGUAUCACGGUGCUACACUAGGUGCUUUGGGUGUCGGUGGCCAUGUCCUACGACGACAGCCGUUCGGUCCUUUACUUUCUCAGAACACAUCUCACGUGUCCCCGUGCUAUGCAUAUCGAGGAAAGAAGGAUGGUGAAACUGAUGCAGACUAUGUCGCACGUCUGGCGACAGAGCUAGAGGCAGAGUUCCAGCGCGUUGGGCCAGACAAUGUUUGUGCAUUCAUUGCAGAACCAGUAGUCGGUGCUGCUCUUGGAUGUGUUCCAGCAGUCCCUGGUUACUUUCCCGCCAUGAAGGCUGUCUGUGAGAAAUACGGUGCUCUUCUCAUUCUCGAUGAAAUAAUGAGUGGUAUGGGUCGUUGCGGGACUCUCCAUGCCUGGGAGCAGGAAGGUGUUGUGCCUGAUAUCCAGACUAUUGGAAAAGGUCUUGGUGGCGGAUAUGCCCCUGUUUCCGGCCUUCUCAUUGCGGACGCCAUUGUGCAGACAAUGGACAAGGGAACUGGUCAGUUUCGGCAUGGACAGACAUAUCAGGGUCAUCCGAUUUCUUGUGCGGCAGCACUAGCUGUUCAGAAAACGAUCCAAGAACAAUCUCUUUUGGAGAAUGUGCAAAAGAUGGGUGCUUAUCUUGAACAAAGACUCCGCGAGCGCUUCGAAAGACAUCCGUACGUAGGCGAUAUUCGAGGCAAGGGUUUGUUCUGGGGGGCUACCAAAGAGCCAUUUGACACUGAAACUCGUUUAUCAUUCCACAUCCAAGAAAAGGGUCUCCAACCAGAUUAUGCUCUCUCGCUAUAUGGAUGCACAGGAACGGUUGACGGUAUCCGUGGCGACCAUGUGAUAUUGGCACCGCCCUAUAUUGUGUCAAUGGAGGAAAUCGACAUUAUUGUCAACACGUUUGCCCGGGUUCUGGUAGACGUAUUCGAAGAACUGAAACUGUAG